This is a messenger RNA of Podarcis raffonei (Aeolian wall lizard), 3611 nucleotides long. Its product is annotated as zinc finger protein 420-like. The transcript has 9 exons. Gene Ontology annotation, molecular function: RNA polymerase II cis-regulatory region sequence-specific DNA binding; DNA-binding transcription repressor activity, RNA polymerase II-specific. The record is from RefSeq and is a predicted model, not a curated record. The coding region runs from base 284 to 3427 and encodes 1047 amino acids. Gene Ontology annotation, biological process: negative regulation of transcription by RNA polymerase II; regulation of cytokine production; regulation of immune system process. NCBI's taxonomy places the organism in Eukaryota, Metazoa, Chordata, Lepidosauria, Squamata, Lacertidae.
GCCAAGCGAGAGAGGGCUGAGCUGGAGGGACUCGGCUUGGCAAGGGUUAAAGGGAAGUGAGCUGCCUUCCUAGAGAGGCCAGGAAGCAAGAGGGGGCAGGUCCUCCAGAGCCAAGGCCCCUCCCUCCCCAGUCCUUUCCUGCUUCGGUGUGUCUCCUGCAAGGGCUGCCUCGCUGCCCCCUCCUGGGAUCUGGAUUUGCUAGAGCUUCUCAUUUAGACGGACAGAACUUGGCAGAAGACCAAAGGGUUCCUUCCAAUCUCUCAGAGGCUUCCUGAGAGCACAGAUGGAUGAGCAAGACUCAGCUGGCCCUGGAACAGGAAGAGGCCAUGCCAACCAAACUGGGAGCAGUGGGGGAUUCUGGGAAAACUCUGUGCAGAAGAUCCUGGUUGAGGAGGACACCCUCUGCUCAGAGGUGCAGAGCCAGCAGUUGAGGCAGUUCUGCUGCCAGGAGGCCAAAGGACCCCGAGAGGUUUGCAGCCAACUCUACCACCUUGACCAUCAGUGGCUGAAGCCAGAAAGGCACACGAAAGCUGAGAUGCUGGACCUGGUGAUCUUGGAGCAGUUCCUGGCUGUCCUUCCCCUGGAGAUGGAGAGCUGGGUGAGGGACUGUGGAGCGGAGACCACUUCCCAGGCGGUGGCCCUGGCCGAAGGUUUCCUCCUGAGUCAGGCAGAGGAGAGGAAGCAGGAACAGAGAAAGCAGGGAAAGGAUCUCUUUGCAGAAAUGGACCUGGAUUCCUGUGAGGCAGAGAGGCCUCCGUUGGACACCAGAGAGAGGCCACUGGGUGGCAGAAGGAUGCCGGCAAGACCUCCUGAUCCGCCUUUUCAUGGGGGCAGAAGGGAAGCAGCGGCUGUGGAACCAGAUCAGGGUCCAGUGUGCUUUGAAGAUGUCGUUGUUCGUUUCACGGACGAGGAGUGGGCGUUGCUGGAUCCUGACCAGAGAGCUCUGCAUAAGGACGUCAUGGAGGAGAAUUGUGGGAUCAUGUCCUCUCUUGAUUGUGAUGAAACGGAAAUCGAGAACAAAGGUGACCACGACAAAAUCCCCAGAGAGGAGAAGCCACGCAAAAAUUUGGAGUGUGGAGAAAGCUGUAGUCAGAGCUCCAAUUCCACUUCCCAUCAACAAAAUCUCAUUGGAAAGAUACUCUAUCAGUGCAUGGAAUGUGGAAAGAGGUUCAGGAAGAGCUCCAUUCUCACUUACCAUCAAAGAAUUCAUACAGGGGAGAAACCAUAUCAGUGUGUGGAAUGUGGAAAGAGCUUCACUCACAGCUCCAAUCUCACUUCCCAUCAAAGAAUUCAUACAGGGGAGAAACCCUAUCAGUGUGUGGAAUGUGGAAAGAGUUUCAGGCAGAGAGUCAGUCUCACUUCCCAUCAAAUAAUUCAUACAGGGGAGAAACCCUAUCAGUGUGUGAAAUGUGGAAAGAGCUUCACAUGUAGCUCCUCUCUCACUUCCCAUCAAAGAAUUCAUACAGGGGAGACACCAUAUCAGUGUGUGGAAUGUGGUAAGAGCUUCAGGAAAAGCUCCUCUCUCACUUCCCAUCACACAAUUCAUACAGGGGAGAAACCCUAUCAGUGUGUGGAAUGUGGUAAGAGCUUCAGGAAAAGCUCCUCUCUCACUUCCCAUCACAGAAUUCAUACAGGGGAGCAACCGUAUCAGUGCAUGGAAUGUGGAAAGAGCUUUAGUCACAGCUCCCAUCUCACUUCCCACCAAAGAAUUCAUACAGGUGAGAAACCCUAUCAGUGUGUGGAAUGUGGAAAGAGCUUCACUCAUAGCUCUUCUCUCACUUCUCAUCACAGAAUUCAUACAGGGGAGAAACCCUAUCAGUGUGUGGAAUGUGGAAAGAGCUUCACUGAUAGUUCCAAACUCACUUUCCAUCACAGAAUUCAUACAGGGGAGAAACCCUAUCAGUGUGUGGAAUGUGGAAAGAGCUUCAGGAACAGUGCCCAUCUCACUUCCCAUCAAAGAAUUCAUACAGGGGAGAAACCCUAUCAGUGUGUGGAAUGUGGAAAGAGCUUCAGGAAGAGCUCCCAUCUCACUUCCCAUCAAAAAAUUCAUACAGGGGAGAAACCCUAUCAGUGUGUGGAAUGUGGAAAGAGCUUCAGGAACAGUGCCCAUCUCACUUCCCAUCAAAGAAUUCAUACAGGGGAGAAACCCUAUCAGUGUGUGGAAUGUGGAAAGAGCUUCACUGAUAACUCCUCUCUCACUUCCCAUCACAGAAUUCAUACAGGGGAGAAACCGUAUCCGUGUGUGGAAUGUGGAAAGAAUUUCACAGAUAGUUCCUCUCUCACUUCCCAUCAAAGAAUUCAUACAGGGGAGAAACCCUAUCAGUGUGUGGAAUGUGGAAAGAGCUUCACUGAUAGCUCCUCUCUCACUUCCCAUCACAGAAUUCAUACAGGGGAGAAACCCUAUCAGUGUGUGGAAUGUGGAAAGAGCUUCACUGAUAGCUCCUUUCUCACUUACCAUCACAGAAUUCAUACAGGGGAGAAACCCUAUCAGUGUGUGGAAUGUGGAAAGAGCUUCCGUCAGAGCUCCGAUCUCACUUCCCAUCAAAGAAUUCAUACAGGGGAGAAACCCUAUCAGUGUGUGGAAUGUGGAAAGAGCUUCAGUAGGAGCUCCAAUUUCACUUCCCAUCAAAGAAUUCAUACAGGAGAGAAACCCUAUCAGUGUGUGGAAUGUGGAAAGAGCUUCACUGAAGGCUCCUCUCUCACUUAUCAUCAAAGAAUUCAUACAGGGGAGAAACCCUAUCAGUGCGUGGAAUGCGGAAAGAGCUUCACUCGUAGCUCCUCUCUCACUUAUCAUCAAAAAAUUCAUAAAGGGGAGAAACCCUAUCAGUGUGUGGAAUGUGGAAAGAGCUUCAGUCAGAGCUCCGAUCUCACUAAGCAUCAAAGAAUUCAUACAGGAGAGAAACCCUAUCAGUGUGUGGAAUGUGGAAAGAGCUUCAGUCAGAGCUUCGAUCUCACUAAGCAUCAAAGAAUUCAUACAAGGGAGAAACCCUAUCCGUGUGUGGAAUGUGGAAAGAGCUUCACUGAUAACUCCAAUCUCAAUUCCCAUCAAAGAAUUCACACAGGGGAAAAACCCUAUCCGUGCGUAGAAUGUGGAAAGAGCUUCAGAAAUAGCUACUCUCUCACUUACCAUAAAAGAAUUCAUACAGGGGAGAGACCGUAUCAGUGCGUAGAAUGUGGAAAGAGCUUCACUUAUAGCUCCCAUCUCACUUCCCAUCAAAGAAUUCAUACAGGGGAGAAACCCUAUCAGUGUGUGGAAUGUGGAAAGAGCUUCAGGAAGAGCUCCUGUCUCACUUCCCAUCAAAGAAUUCAUACAGGGGAGAAACCCUAUCAGUGUGUGGAAUGUGGAAAGAGCUUCACAUGUAGCUCCUCUCUCACUUCCCACCAAAGAAUCCAUACAAAGGUCGGAAAAACCAUUUUAUACCUUUAGGAGCCAGGCAAAUCCGCACCUUUUUAACCAGGCCUUUUUCUUAUUGACAUCUAAUGAUGUUUUGUGUUUUUAUGUUGUGUUUUUAUGUUCUAAGCAUUCUGAGACUUGUGGGUGUAGGGAAUACAGCCACUCUUAAAUUCCUAGGGGUCUUUGCCCCCCAUAAAAUAUAUGUGUUUGCUUGGUA